GGGACAAAACUGCAGACUGCAGGUGAAAAUGGAUGGUGGAUGAGACAUGAGGAGUAAUAAGCUUGGAGCUGCUUUGUGCAUUCAGAGAAAUAGUGGGAAAGGGAUGCGCAGCUGACUUGUGCUUCCAUGUAACGCGACAGGUCUCCUGCGAAGUGAUGCACAUUUGGAACACUGACAUCUUGCCAGAGAGGAGCUAACACUUCCUUAUGAAACUGUUGAGUCAACCUAGUGCCAGCCAUCUCAGGACCUGGUUCACUGCAGGAAUGAUUAGCAGUUCAGUGCAAUAAGAUGGAUAUAUUUACAAAAUUGACUGGAAGUAUUGUUGCAUGUUAAGAAUAAUAGACCUCAUAUUACCUGCCAGGAGAGUGGUUAAUACUAAAUUGAGAGAUUUCUGAUGCUUCCACCGACCUACGCAGUAAGAAAUGAGUCUUGGGUCUUUGCUCCAAGCAGAUUAUAAUUUAGAUUUUUAAACAGUUGUGGAAGUGAUAAGGGGUGUGUAGAAAAGUUAUUGGCUAGGAUGAAAUUGAAUGAAUGCAAUCAAGUGAAGUUGCACAUAGGCUAUUUUCCAUUAACAUCUCCCUUUUCAAAGAGAAGCUUUCAUUAAUUCCCCUGACUUCUCCAAGUACUCAAGACUGCCUAUGCGUUUGAAAAACACGAUGAAAACCAUAGACAUCAGUAUGCAGCCCCUGUGAAGCCAGCCAGUCAAAGUAGAUGAUGAUGCACUCUUAUGUGAUUGUACAGUAUACCAGUCCCUGCCAGUUUAAUUUUACAUACUGAUAGUUGGGUGGCAAUAAAAUAUUUUAGCAAUUGCCUCGGGAGUGUUGGAGCAUUUCAAGGAAAGAACAACCAGCAGUCUAUUCCUUGCCUUACGGAUUCUGCUUUUCCUCCUGGAUUGGUGGUUGCUGAGGCAUCUCCUGAAAAGGAGAAUAAAUGCGAAAAGCAAAUGAUGGCAGAAAGCUACAUUCUAGAAAAGCAUCCCUGACAGGGGAGAUGGUGAUGUUUCUCAGAGGUGCAGAAGAAGCCCAUCCUUGGGUUUGAUUCCCAAGCCGAGAAGCCUGCGCUUUCCCCGUCAUUUGUACGAAGCCUUGUCCUGCCUUGGCAGUCUCUAUGGCCUGUGGUCUCCUAGUGCCUUGUGGCUUUUGUUGCCAGGAAUCCCAAGCUUUUCAUUGGCAGAGAAGCCCACUGAGCUGGCCCUCUUUUUAUAUAAAGCCCACCCCCCCACCCUCCAGCGCACAGACAGUCGAGGCUGUUCUGCUCAGAGUGUGCAGAUUCCCGGGGCUCUGCCGGCCCUGUUUUCAUUGGCAAACGGGAUCGGAUUUUUGAUCUCUCGAAAACAAAAGUGCUACAGUCUCUCGGCUUCGGCUGAGAGGACUCCGCUGCAGCAAUUGUUUUGCCCCCCCCCCACCCCCAGAGAUGAUUUUAACUGCUUAGCCACCGAAGUAGCAGCGGCGACAGCAGCAGCAGCAGCAAAGCCCUUGAUGGAAUGCCCUGAGACUUUGCGGAGAGAGAGGAGGGGAGCUCCCUUUUAAAUCGCUCCCGAGAAAGUUGGGCGGCAUCGUUUGAAUCGCGUUUUUUUAAAUGUAUUUAUUUUCCGUUAUCCUUCAGUGCAACAGGAAAAGGAUUCUGGAUGCCCUCCCCUGAUUCAUCAAGUCAGCUGCCUGUGGAUUAUGGGUACAACUGCCAGCACAGCUCAGCAGACGACGACGGCGACAUUUGAGAAUAUCCACGGCAGCGGAACGAUGGACGACCGCCAUUCCCUCAGCAUCCACUCCUUCCAGACGGUCGGCCUCCACAACAACAAGGCCAAAUCGAUUAUUACCAAUAAGGUGGCACCUGUAGUCAUUACCUACAAUUGCAAAGAAGAGUUUCAGAUUCAUGAUGACUUGUUGAAGGCCAGCUAUACUGUGGGGCGGAUUACAGAGUCUACUCCGGAGCAUUACCUUGUACAGGGGAAAUAUUUUAUGGUCCGUGAUGUAUACAGCAAGCUAGAUGUCCUCAACACUGCCAGCAGCUGCGGUGCUCCGAAUUUUCGGCAGGCGAAAGGGGGAUAUUCUGUGUUUGGGAUGGGCCAGCCCACCCUCAACGGAUUCAACCAGGUCCUGCAGAAACUGCAGAGCGACGGCCAUAAGGAGUGCAUCGUAUUCUGUGUCCGUGAGGAACCCGUGCUUUUUCUGCACGUGGACAACGACUUCAUGCCCUACACUCCCAGGGGAAAGGAGAACCUGCACGAAAAUCUGCACAGCCUGCACAGGGGUGUCAAAGUCGAAAACCUGGAGCUCUCUAUACGGAAAGAGAUACAUGACUUCGCCCAGCUGAAGGAGAACACAUAUUACGUCUACAACGAUAUCGAGCAUUUCAAAGAUGAGCCCCAUUCGGUGAGAAUCCGCUAUGAAGAAGACAUCCACGUGACAGAAGAAGUGUAUAAGAGGCCCGUCUUCUUGCUGCCAUCUUACAGGUACCACCGGCUGCCUUUGCCUAUGGACGGAGCCCCCUUGGAAGCACAACUCGAUGCUUUCAUCAGUUUCCUCAGGGAAAGUCCAAAUGUGCUCCUUCUCCAAGACCCCAGCAGGCCUCCUCCCGCCCUGCUCUUCAGCUGCCAAACAGGAGUCGGAAGGACCAACCUAGGCAUGGUUUUGGGCACUCUGGUGCUUUAUCACCGCAAGGGUGGGCUGCAGAAACAAGACCUUCCACAGCCCACUAAAUCUUUGCCAAGGGAUCGAUUUCGAAUUAUUCAGACCUUCAUUGACAUAGUACCGAAAGGCCAGCAGAUAGUUGAGGAGGUGGAUUCCGCCAUUUCCUUGUGUUCGGAAAUGCAUGACCUGAAGGAAGCCAUUUACGAGAAUAAGAAGAAGCUGGAAGGGAUUGGAGAAGAUUAUCGGAUUCAGGGGAACAGCACCAAAGAGUAUUUCCUUCAGAGGACGUUGCAGAGCCUUGAGCGCUACUUCUACUUGAUAGCUUUCAACUAUUACCUUCAUGAACAGUACCCCCUUGCUUUUGCCCUCGAUUUCAGCCGAUGGAUGUGCAGGCACUCUGAACUAUACAGGCUUCAGGCCAACAUGAACCUGUCGGAGCUUGUGGUCACAGGGGAGCAGAUAACUAAGGGGGCACGGGUGCUGGUGGUGAAUGAAAGGUUUUCUCCAGAUGUCCUCAGCACAGUCAAGGAGAUGAGCGUGGCCAACUUCCGGAGAGUCCCCAAGAUGCCUGUGUAUGGGAUGGCACAGCCGAAUGCCAAGGCUAUCGGGAAUGUCUUGAGCUACCUGACAGAUACGAAGAGGAAGUAUUCCCAUAUCCUGUGGGUCAAUCUUCGUGAAGAUGUGGUCCUAGAAGGGAACGAGCAAACCUACACUGUCCGGGAGGUUGGCAACCUGGAGCAGCAGAUUACAGUGCCUGCAACGUCACCUGAACAGCUGGAGAAACUCGAAUCUGCUUUGAAGAAUGACCUGCUAAAAUCCCAGAAAUGGCUCGAGGUCUAUCUGGAGCAGGAGAAGCAGAUGAAAAUGUUAAAGACAUGCCUGACCAUGCAGGAGAUCUUCAACCAGCACAAGAGCACCUGCCAGGGGUUGGUGUAUAAACGGGUUCCAAUCCCAGACUUCUGUGCUCCUAAGGAAAAGGACUUUGACCAGCUGCUGGAAGCCAUGAAGGGUGCUCUAGCCGAAGACUCCCGCACAGCCUUUGUGUUCAAUUGCCACAGUGGCAGAGGAAGAACCACCACAGCCAUGGUCAUUGCUGUCCUCACCCUCUGGCAUUUCAACGGAAUCCCUGAGAUGAUUGAAGAUGAAAUUGUGAGCGUGCCUGAUGCCAAGUACACCAAAGGAGAGUUUGAGGUGGUCAUGAAGGUAGUGCAAAUGCUGCCGGAGGGACACCGAAUGAAGAAGGAAGUAGAUAUGGCACUGGAUACCGUGAGUGAGACGAUGACACCCAUGCACUAUCACUUGAGGGAAAUCAUCAUAUGCACCUACAGACAGGGGAAAACAGCUAAGGAGGAGAAGGAGAUGCGGACAUUGCAGCUGAGGAGCCUUCAGUACUUGGAACGCUAUAUCUAUCUCAUCUUGUUCAAUGCAUACCUGCAUUUGGGGAAAAAGGACUCCUGGCAGAGGCCUUUCAGUGUUUGGAUGCGUGAGGUGGCGGCCAAGGCUGGCGUCUAUGAGAUCCUGAACCAACUGGGUUUUGCUGAAUUCGAGAAGCUGGAGGACAAGCCGCUCUCCCAGCUUCGCUACCGCUGGCAGGAGCAGAGCCAAAGUUCACUGCCGUUCCGGGGAGAGUUUGUUUAGGACCUGGCUUUUUCCAAAGCACAGUGAGGACCGCAGCACUUCUCCCCACACGGCCGCAUCACUCUCUUCUCUUUUCCAGGUGGAUUUUUUUUAAGACUUUUUUUAUAUAUCAAUAUAAUGUGGAGAAAUACAUCUUAAGGGAGGACUGUGAAUUGAAGAAGACAUUAAGCCACCUUGAAGAUGUUUUCGUAGGGUUCGUUCAGACACAAUAAAAAUAAAUUAAGAUAACUGCA
Zootoca vivipara (common lizard) is the source of this 4504-nucleotide messenger RNA. It is a transcript of the gene PALD1, whose product is annotated as phosphatase domain containing paladin 1. The record is from RefSeq and is a predicted model, not a curated record. Gene Ontology annotation, biological process: dephosphorylation. Lineage: Eukaryota; Metazoa; Chordata; Lepidosauria; Squamata; Lacertidae.